This is a messenger RNA of Aspergillus puulaauensis, 1635 nucleotides long. RefSeq names its product putative thiamine pyrophosphate enzyme. Gene Ontology annotation, biological process: L-valine biosynthetic process. NCBI's taxonomy places the organism in Eukaryota, Fungi, Ascomycota, Eurotiomycetes, Eurotiales, Aspergillaceae. The record is from RefSeq and is a predicted model, not a curated record. The coding region runs from base 1 to 1635 and encodes 544 amino acids. Gene Ontology annotation, molecular function: acetolactate synthase activity; thiamine pyrophosphate binding; magnesium ion binding. Gene Ontology annotation, cellular component: acetolactate synthase complex; mitochondrion. The transcript has a single exon.
AUGGUCGCUCUAUCGAUGGCCGACGGGUAUGCAAGAUUGACAGGAAAACCGCAAUGUGUGAUCGUACAUGUCGACGUCGGCACCCAGGGUCUCGGGGCUGCCGUGCACAAUGCCUCCUGCGGGCGUGCGCCAGUUUUAAUCUUCGCGGGUCUAUCCCCGUUCACGCUGGAGGGCGAGAUGCGCGGUUCCCGCACCGAGUACAUCCACUGGAUCCAGGACGUGCCUGACCAGAAGCAGAUUGUCUCGCAGUAUUGCCGCUACUCGGCGGAUAUCCGGACAGGGAAGAACAUUAAGCAAAUGGUUCACCGGGCAUUACAGUUUGCUACGAGUGAUCCCAAGGGACCUGUUUACCUUGUUGGAGCACGCGAGGUCAUGGAGGAGGAGAUUCAGCCGUAUAGAGUCAAUCCGCAUGCGGCGAUUGGGGUGGCGCCUUCGGCGCUCCCUUCGGAGGGAGUCGAACUUAUUGCGUCUGAGCUUGCUGCAGCAAAAGAUCCGUUGGUUAUUGUGGGGUAUUCUGGGCGUGAAGCUCGAGGAGUGAAGGAGUUGGUGACCUUGGCGAAUACGUUCAAAGGCGUUCGUGUUUUGGAUACUGGUGGAAGUGAUAUGUGUUUUCCGGGAGACCAUCCUGCGUCAUUGGGGCUGCGCUAUGGCUUGCAUGAUGCCGUCAAGACAGCAGAUCUCAUCCUUGUGGCUGAUUGCGAUGUGCCCUGGAUACCCACGCAGUGCAGGCCUUCAGAAUCCGCCAAGAUCAUCCAUGUUGAUGUUGACCCCCUCAAGCAGCAAAUGCCCGUUUUCUAUAUCCCUUCCGUUGCGACAUUCCGAGCCGAGUCGGCAACUGCGUUCAAGCAGGUCAAUGAGUAUGUCUCGUCGAACGAGCAAUUAAAGCAGGUGGUCAACUCAGAAGAAAACACAGCGAAAGGGAAACGCCGAGAAGAGGAAUUCCGGAAAGCACGACAUGCUAUAACAGCGCUCGCAGUAACACCACCAGGCGGCGAUGACGCACCUCUGAAUGCCCCUUAUCUCAUCAGCCAGAUCCGAAAGGGUUGCCCAAUCGACACUCUGUGGGCGAUCGAAUCUGUAACCCUUACUCCAAUCGUCUCCGACCAGAUCGCCGCCACGAUCCCGAACUCCUGGAUUAACUGUGGCGGCGGUGGUCUGGGUUGGUCAGGCGGCGCGGCCUUAGGAAUCAAGCUCGCAACAGACGUCGAGCAUGGCGGAUCCAACAAAGGGAAAUUCGUCUGUCAGAUUGUCGGGGACGGAACAUAUCUCUUCUCCGUCCCAGGAUCCGUGUACUGGAUUGCACGAAGAUAUAAUAUCCCGGUGCUGACGAUCGUCCUGAAUAAUAAGGGCUGGAAUGCGCCGCGGAAGAGCAUGCUGCUGGUGCACCCCCAUGGAGACGGGUCACGCGCUACAAAUGAAGAUCUCAACAUUUCGUUCGCACCUACCCCUGACUACCCUGGAAUCGCCAGGGCAGCGUCAGGAGGCCAUAUUUGGGCAGGUACUGCAGCCACAGUUGCCGAGCUGGGUAAGCUCCUCCCGGAGGCUAUUCAGAGUGUGUUGAAUGGGACGGGCGCUGUUUUGGAGGCUCAGCUGGACGGGACAACUGGCAAAUACGUCGCGAAUUCGUCGCAAUAG